UAUAAUACUGCAUGACCCAUUUGCUGAACGUGAGACCAAGAUUCGGGGGCUACAUCAGUUGACUUACACUGCGUUUUUAACGGCUCAUAAGGAUAGUCCAGUACAUCGAAUUAGGAUUUAAGGGUCUAGCAAUCACACCAAAACACCUAGAAGCCACCGUGCUUUUGGAUAAAAUAAAAGAACUGCAGGUUUCGCUAUCAACAACAUGGCUGUCCAAUUUAAGGCCAUGUUGGCUUGUUUGUUUACGUUGCUGGCAAUACACACAGUGAGCGGGGGUGAAUAUUGCUGUCCUUAUUACACGUCAUAUGGCACUUACAAACCAUUGAGCUACUGUUCCACGUACUGCUGCGGAAUAUCUACCAGUAAAUACUGCUGUACCUCGUCCUAUAGUAGAUACUACCCGAGUUAUUCAUUUAGUUCACUCUGCCCCGCCGUCACCAGUACAACUACAACAACAGUACGUACAGUAGGUUCAGGAGAAUAUUGCUGCCCAUAUUACACGUCAUCUGGCAGUUACAGAAGCUCUUUCUACUGUCCCCAGUACUGCUGCGGGACAUCUACCAGUAAAUACUGCUGUUCCUCGUACUUAAGCAGAUAUUACAGGAGCUAUUCUUAUGUUUCCUCGUGCCCCACCCCCUCAAACCCCUGGAGUAGCUGGAGCAGCUGGAGCAGCUGGACUUCGAGCACUACAUCAGUAAGUUCAGGAGAAUACUGCUGCGCAUAUUACACGUCAUAUGGCAGUUACAGAAGCUCUUUCUACUGUCCCCAGUACUGCUGCGGGACAUCUACCAGUAAAUACUGCUGUUCCUCGUACUCUAGCAGAUAUUACAGAAGCUAUUCCUAUGUUUCCUCGUGCCCCACCCCCUCAAACCCCUGGAAUAGCUGGAGUAACUGGGGCAGCUGGACUUUGAGCAAUACAUCAGGCAUCAUAAAUGUUACCGGUGCCAUAGUUGGCUCUGUAGUCGGUUUCAUCGCCCUGUGUGUCAUCAUAGGAGUCGUCAUCUGCUGCGCAACCGGACGCUGUGGGCAAAGAAGAGGAACGGUGACCAGACCCCCAGGUAACGGCAUAGUAAUGUUGAACACGCAAGGUUACCCAGUCGGGUACGCCCCGCCACCACCAAAUACAGCGUAUGGACCAGGGAUACCUCAGCCGAAUGCGGUUUAUGGCCCAGGAACACAGCCACCGUAUACAGGGUAUGGGCCAGGAAUUCCCUCUCAACAGCCGCCAAACACGGAGUUUGGACCAGGAAUUCCACCUCCCAAUAACCCAUUUGGACCAGGAUCGCUACCCAAUGCAGAGGCACCACCACUGGAUCCCGCGAAAGGAGCCGGUAAUGAUGCACCCCCUCCCCCAUACCCGGGCACAGAUGAUACUAACACCCCACUCCAACGUUAAUUCAUCUGGCGCAGAUAGACUUAAAUGGCCACAGUGUGCCGGCGUGGCAGGGGUGGCAGUCCUAGCAAUGGAAGUCCGGGCUCCCAUAUGAUUAGUACAGGUCAGGGUUAGUCGAGGUAUUGGGAUUAGUAUAUGGGACAAAUGUCACCUGUACAAAGUAAUGGGGAACAGACUAUGGCUCCUAGCGGACUACCAUUCUUGUCACACCAGUUCUCAUUUAUCGCUGUGAUGCAUUCAAUCUCACCUUCGUGCCCUUUAUGACCAAAUCUCUACUUUGCUGAAGCAGGCCCGUAGCCAGGGGGGUUCAGGGGGUUCAAAAGAUCAAAAAUUUGAUCUAGGUACAUGAAGUUUUUAUGGAAAAAGGUCCACUUUAUCAGAAAAAGAACCCCCCUUUUGAAAUUGCUGACUAUGGGCCUGUGAAGCAAGUUUCCUUUAAUUGGUGUUUUAAGUCAAAUGAAUGUAAAGUGAUUUAUAUCUAACUCUGAAUGUGUAUCCAUUGUUAGUUUCUUAAACAGUGCCUGGUGAUUGCAGCUUUUGUAUAUAUAGAAGAGAUUGUCGUUAAAUGCUUAUGUAUUCAAGAAAGUGAUUAGACCUUAUGUGUUUAUAUAUCGUUCCCCAUAUCUUUUACUGAGUAUUAGUCCAAUCAUUAAAUUAACUGGAGCUUGAAUUCUUCGUGCAAAUGUAAAUUCAGCAAAUAUAUUGAUGACCAAAUAUAUUGAUUGGACACCACCAAAUGUGAUUUUAUAGAUCAGACUGCUUGUUAUGUUUUUUAUGUUUGAGUGAUUAUUUCGUGUCUGUUAUUAAACUUAAGAUAAACCGUUUCGAUGGCCUUGUCUUACCGAAAGUUUUU
Molecule: messenger RNA, 2246 nt
Organism: Lingula anatina
Lineage: Eukaryota; Metazoa; Brachiopoda; Lingulata; Lingulida; Lingulidae
Source: RefSeq, a predicted model, not a curated record